This is a messenger RNA of Manihot esculenta (cassava), 1634 nucleotides long. RefSeq names its product ERBB-3 BINDING PROTEIN 1. The coding region runs from base 278 to 1462 and encodes 394 amino acids. The record is from RefSeq and is a predicted model, not a curated record. NCBI's taxonomy places the organism in Eukaryota, Viridiplantae, Streptophyta, Magnoliopsida, Malpighiales, Euphorbiaceae. The transcript has 9 exons.
GGCAUACACUUCGGACUACAACCCUAGCUCCCCAGUGAGCCGCCUCAUCCUCUUUUGUCCUCUUCUUUCCUUUACUUUCUCUCUCUUAUCUGUGCUAAACCCUAGCUAUUCCCUUUACUCGCCGUCAGAUUUUCUGUGGGUUCUGCUUCCCUUUCUUAUCGAAUUGUUUCGAUUUCGGUAUUGCUUUAGGCUUUAAGCCUUCUUCUUGUUUUUUAAUUGACUCGAAGUCGUAUUCCUGGUUAUUAGGAGUCUUGAAAGUUAUCAAAUCUGCUAAACCAUGUCGGACGAUGAAAGAGAGGAGAAGGAGUUGGAUCUCACUUCUCCUGAAGUUGUCACCAAAUACAAGAGCGCUGCUGAAAUCGUCAAUAAGUCGUUGCAGUUGGUAGUAUCAGAAUGCAAAGCAAAGGCUAAGGUUGUUGACGUUUGUGAGAAGGGAGAUGCAUAUAUCAGAGAGCAAACAGGUAACAUGUACAAGAAUGUGAAGAAGAAAAUUGAAAGAGGAGUUGCGUUUCCUACUUGCAUAUCCGUAAACAACACUGUUUGCCAUUUUUCUCCACUUGCUAGUGAUGAGACAGUGUUGGAAGAAGGCGAUAUAGUGAAGAUUGACAUGGGAUGUCAUAUAGAUGGGUUUAUUGCCGUAGUGGCGCAUACCCAUGUUAUUCAAGCUGGACCAGUUACUGGCAGGGCGGCUGAUGUUAUUGCAGCAGCAAAUACUGCUGCUGAAGUUGCCUUGAGGCUUGUAAGGCCAGGAAAGAAGAACAAAGAUGUGACAGAAGCAAUUCAGAAGGUAGCUGCUGCUUAUGACUGCAAAAUUGUUGAAGGUGUUCUUAGCCACCAACUGAAGCAGUUUGUGAUAGAUGGGAACAAGGUUAUCUUGAGUGUGUCUAAUUCAGAUACACGAGUUGAUGAUGCAGAAUUUGAAGAGAAUGAAGUGUAUGCAAUAGAUAUAGUUACAAGCACAGGAGAAGGCAAGCCUAAGCUGCUAGAUGAGAAGCAUACUACCAUUUACAAGAGAGCUGUGGAUAAGAAUUAUCACUUGAAGAUGAAAGCUUCCAGAUUUAUUUUCAGUGAAAUUAAUCAAAAAUUUCCUAUCCUGCCUUUCACUGCCAGAGCCUUAGAAGAGAAAAGAGCUAGACUGGGAUUAGUGGAAUGUGUGAAUCAUGAUCUUCUACAGCCAUAUCCUGUUCUUCAUGAGAAGCCUGGUGAUCUAGUUGCUCAUAUCAAAUUCACAGUUUUGCUCAUGCCAAAUGGGUCAGACAGGAUCACAUCUCAUCCUCUUCAAGAGUUGCAGCCAACCAAGCCAAUCGAUGAUCCUGAAAUCAAGGCCUGGCUAGCUCUGGGUACAAAAACAAAGAAGAAAGGUGGCGGAAAAAAGAAGAAAGCUAAGAAGGGUGACAAAGCAGAGGAGUCGACAGAAGCUGAGCCAAUGGAUGCAACAAGUGGGAAUGAUGGCCAAGAAUGAGCCUUGAUAUUUUCUGCCCAAUAUAUGAAUAUUUUUUUCAUUUUCCAAUUUUGGUAAUUUGUUCACCCCGUAUCUGGUUGCCUAUGAGAUGAAUUUAAUAGUGUCUUGGACGUCGAUCCUAAUUGGAUUUCUCUGCAUGUUGAAUCUCAUAAAACCCUUGUUCUGUUUGACA